CUCAGCGGAUUCUCGGGGGCUGGUUCAUCACCUCCGAAUACUCCUGUGACAGGAGGCACUUGCAAAACCCGCCUCCAGCCCCCAGCAGCAAAUAAAUAGGAGGCUCCCAACCCAGGAGAAGCGAGGAGAAAUUUCUAGGCGCGGCGCCGGGGUUUAUUAAGCUCCCGGCUCCACUCUAGACCUCAGCAGCUCUGGCUGCAAGCCUGGGCAGCCUGGAGGACGGCUGGUGGCUUGCUGAUUUCUGGUGAGGUCGUGGGCGAGGGGCCCUCUGGGAUUCUGCGGGACCGGCAGGGUCAUCCCUGAUACUGGAGUGUCUUUGGGGGCUCAGACCCCGGCUGGGUGGGUGCUUCAGUACUUGGUAGUGGAUGGUUCUGCUUUAGGCGCCCCUGACAGAAGAUCAGUAUUUUUUGUGGCUGAAGAAUACGCGUUGAAGACCAGCCCAGCACAUCACCUUGCUGAGUGACCUUGGCAGUGGCCCCCUCUCUCUGAGACUCGGUUUCCCCUCCAAGAUCAGAGCCGCCAUGGCUGAUGGUCAGAUGCCCUUCUCCUGCCACUAUCCAACCCGUCUCCGCCGAGACCCCUUCCGGGACUCGCCCCUCUCCUCACGCCUGCUGGAUGAUGGCUUUGGCAUGGACCCCUUCCCCGACGACUUGACCACCUCUUGGCCUGACUGGGCCCUGCCCCGGCUCUCCUCGGCCUGGCCAGGGACCCUGAGGUCGGGCAUAGUGCCCCGGGGGCCCACCACCACGGCUAGGUUCGGGGUACCUGCGGAGGGCAGGAGCCCCCCACCCUUCCCUGGAGAGCCCUGGAAAGUGUGUGUCAACGUGCACAGCUUCAAGCCAGAGGAGCUGAUGGUGAAGACCAAGGAUGGAUACGUGGAGGUGUCUGGCAAACACGAAGAGAAACAGCAAGAAGGCGGCAUCGUCUCCAAGAACUUCACAAAGAAAAUCCAGCUUCCUGCAGAAGUGGAUCCCGUGACAGUAUUUGCCUCACUGUCCCCAGAGGGCCUGCUGAUCAUCGAAGCUCCCCAAGUCCCCCCUUAUUCACCAUUUGGAGAGAGCAGUUUCAACAAUGAGCUUCCCCAAGACAGCCAGGAAGUCACCUGUACCUGAGACGCCAGCCUUGGCCCAUCCUUGUUCCCUCCCCAACCCCAGGGCUUCCCUGAUUCCAGGGUGCAUCACCUUAGCUGAAUUGAUAGACUUAGUGUGAUUAACAUGUUGGGGAGAGGUGGACGGGAUCUGACCACAGAUUCCCUGGAUAGUGUAGUAACAGGUUUCUCCAUAAGAUGGCGCAAUUGACAAGUCAUGCUCAGUUGCGUUAGGCCAAAAUGCUAGUUUUUCUGUCUUUACCUUUUCUAUUGCCAUGAAAAUGUUGCACAUUCUAUAGCUGCAAACAAACAUAAAGGGGACUUACCAUUUCACAUUGUAUCUUACCUUAUGGCUUAAUGCAAGGGUUGCUUUUCUCUGGGGACCGCCCCAUCACCUGGAUUCCUGUUCUGGACUCCCAGUUUCUAUGCCUGCCCUGUGGUUUGGUUGAUGGGGCCCAUUGGCUCAUCCCACUGUGUUCCUGAAGCUCAGGCCUCCAAAGGGUUAUUAGACAGGUCUUACAUCUCUGCCCAGGCGUUCACAGCACGCUCCCAAACUUGCACUCCCCAAGGACUCUGGAAGCCCCUCCGUUUAUUCUCUGGCUCAAGUCCCCACUUUCUUGUGUCCCCUGUGUCUAAGUUGGGAUUUUUACAGAGGGGGCUAUCUCUAGACAGCCCCACCAGGAACCAAGCAAAGGCCAGACAGCCUGACAGGCAGGCUAGUGGUACUGUGUAUAUGGGUGGGAUGUGUGUGUUACUGAUAUUUGAGUUGUGCCAUUGUUUAGGGGAAAAUAACAGUUAAUAAUAAUUAUAAUAAUAAUAAUAAUAAAGGAGUUGAUGUUCUUA
Molecule: messenger RNA, 1930 nt
Organism: Loxodonta africana (African savanna elephant)
Lineage: Eukaryota; Metazoa; Chordata; Mammalia; Proboscidea; Elephantidae
Gene: HSPB8
Product: heat shock protein family B (small) member 8
Exons: 3
Coding region: 522-1112 (196 amino acids)
Biological process (GO): cellular response to unfolded protein
Cellular component (GO): nucleus; protein folding chaperone complex; cytoplasm
Molecular function (GO): protein homodimerization activity
Source: RefSeq, a predicted model, not a curated record